Molecule: messenger RNA, 1919 nt
Organism: Eurytemora carolleeae
Lineage: Eukaryota; Metazoa; Arthropoda; Copepoda; Calanoida; Temoridae
Product: potassium voltage-gated channel subfamily B member 1
Exons: 11
Coding region: 674-1657 (327 amino acids)
Biological process (GO): potassium ion transmembrane transport
Cellular component (GO): voltage-gated potassium channel complex; membrane
Molecular function (GO): voltage-gated potassium channel activity
Source: RefSeq, a predicted model, not a curated record
GUUUGUUUAGAAAAUUUACAUUUUUUUGUAAAACAAUCCCUUUAAAGAGAUGAAAUGUUUGAUUCCCUGCAGUAUUAUCCUGAUAUUGAGAUUUGUCAGACUGAGAAGGACGGAGAUAUUGCAGAAAAGGAAAGAGAAUAUGAAACUGCUCUGGAAGAAGACUUUGGAUCAUCUUUUCUUGGUGUUUUGCGGUCCUGGUUGUGGAAAACAAUGGAGUAUCCUGAAACAAGUUUCUACGCCCAGGGGAGAUCAGUCUUAUUAAUUUAUUUUUAAUCUACGGAAAUACAUACAACUUUCUUCUGAAAAAUGAUACAAUGGGACUCCUAAAACGCUGGAACUAAAGUUAUUAGUUUAGCUCAAUUAGGAUGAAACACAGCAAUUUUUCAGUGUACAAGGACCCAUUUCACUUAUUAACUCGAUUCUAAAGAUACAUUUAUAUAUAGAUUCCAAAGUUUUUGGAUCUAACUUUAGCCUAAUUAUUCUCUCUUCAUAAAAACAAUCUAUGGAAUACUGACCUACUCCCCCCCCCCCCCUUCUAAUACCAUAACUCAUUACUCCAAACCCCCAAUUUAUCUAUAACCGGCCAUGUCCGCCAAAUUUAUAUAAGGUCAUAUAGAACCGAAACUUAACUCCGUUUUCUCUGGAUCUAAGGUUGAGAACAAAACUUUUCUCCAUGCUUAUAAAGGUGUAUGCAGUAUUUUCUUUAGUCAUAGUUUUUAUUUCAACAAUAACCUUCAUCAUCUCAACUUUCGAGGAGGUUAAAGCUGAUGAACUAGGAUUAUCUGAGUAUCCUAACCUACUCCGAAUAAUCAAUGCUGUUGAUGUUAUUGUUAUUAUCUACUUCUCUCUCGAGUAUAUUAUUAGAUAUUCCUGUGCUCCGAGAAAAUGUACAUUCUUCCUGGACGCAAUGAACCUUAUAGAUUUUGUUACUCUGCUUCCCUUCUAUAUAUCCAUUAUACUAGAGGAGCUCCAAGAUUUUGAAAUCAUUGGUAAAGCUGGGAAAAUUCUUCGGCUUCUCAAGGUUAUGCGUAUUUUGCGGAUUUAUAAAUUGUUCCGGCAUUUUGCAGGAUUGCAGUCUUUGUUGUACACUCUUCAACAAGCAUAUAGAGAACUCUGCUUGCUUCUUCAUGUUAUAGGGGUGGCAAUACUAAUGUUCAGCAGUCUUGUUUAUUUCUCCGAGAAAGAGUUCGGGAAGUAUGAACAGUAUAUUGCUAAUACAACCAUAGUGGAUUAUAGCAAUAAUACUUGGACAUUUAUAGAAUCGUUUUGGUGGAGUUUGAUGACAAUAACAACUGUAGGAUAUGAUAUGAACCCAAAGACAAUAUUUGGUCGAAUCCUCGGCGGAUUUUGUGCUGUUAUCGGUGUCUUUACUCUCACUUUACCAAUACCCAUCGUAGUAAACAGUUUUGCCAGCUACUACAAAAACAGGUUGUGGAGGAAUGAGGUUGCGCACAAGAAGAGAGAGAGAAUAAGAGAAGAAGCGUCAAAUACAAAAUUGCUUCAAAAACAAGCUUUUCAAGUUCUAAAUACAAUGUCUAUACCCCUAGGACAGAUGAAUCUUGAGGGUAUUGUAAGGACUAACACUAGAAAGGAAUUGACAGUUAAGGAUCUAACUUCUCUCACCACAUCAUCAUCAGCACCUUCUCUAGCAGAUUAGAGAUAUACCUGCAGAAUAAUACUAACUUCUCUUACCACAUCAUCAUCAGCACCUUCUCUACCAGAUUAGAGAUAUACCUGGAGAAUAAUACUAACUUCUCUCACCACAUCAUCAUCAGCACCUUCUCUAUCAGAUUAGAGAUAUACCUGCAGAAUUAUACUAACUUCUCUUAGCACAUCAUCUCAGCACCUUCUCUACCAGAUUAGAGAUAUACCUGGAGAAUAAUACUAACUUCUCUUACCACAUCAUCAUCAGCACCUGC